CCAGGCUGCCUGCGGUGCACCUUACCCGCGGCUGCUGAACCCCUGCAUUUGCCUGGUUUUUGAAGGCACAGACUCAGCCCAGACCCAGAGGUUGGGUGUGCACGUGGCUGGCCAGGAGCUGAGGUUGAGCGCACCCUCCCAGUGACCAGAAGUUAAACUCUGGGAUGUGCACAUGAUAAUGGACAACAAGGAUCUGGAAGCUGAGAUCCACCCUUUGAAGAAUGAGGACAAAAACGCCCAGGAAAACCCGGGAAAGCGAGUGAAGAACGGAGAGGACUUGAGAAGCUCGCCCGCCCAGUCCCGGCUCUCCCGAUGCCGGGCGGCCGCCUUCUUCCUCUCCCUGUUUCUCUGCCUUUUUGUGGUGUUCGUCGUCUCCUUCAUCAUCCCGUGUCCCGACCGACCUGUGUCGCAGCGGAUGUGGCGGGUCGACUACAACGCGGCAGUUACCUAUGACUUUCUGGCCAUGGAAGACGUGAAUCGGGACAGGACCCAGGAUGUUCUCUUCCUGUAUAAGAGUGCCGACGGUGGGAGCCACGCCAACUGGUCCUGCACUGACGAAGGAUCGUCUGCCUGUGCUUUUGUGGCUGCAGUGUCCGGGGCCAACGGCAGCAUGCUGUGGGAGAGGCCUGUGGCCCCCGACGUGGCCCUCGCAGAGUGUGCCAUUCCCCAGCGCACGGACAGCGAGGCCUCUUCUGCCUGCGUCCUUGUGGGCAGGCCUGGUACCUUCAUCGCAGUCGAUGUGUUCACAGGGGAGACGCUGUGGAGCCACCCGAGCGGCAUCGGCAGCAACGCCUCCAUCUUGAGGCCACUGCUCCGGGUGCCUGACGUCGAUGGCGACGGGGCCCUGGACCUGCUGAUCCUCGCCCAGGAGGGAACGGAGGUGCACGGCUACAUCUACUCGGGCAGCACUGGCCACCAGAUCGGCGACAGAGGCAGCCUCGGGGUGGACGGAGGCAGCAGCCCCCUCCUGCACGUCACCAGGACGGGCGCGCACUACAUCCUCCUCCCCUGCGCAAACUCCCUCUGUGGCUGCUCUGUGAAGGGCCUCUACGAGAAGGUGGCUGGGAGAGAGGGCCCGUUUCAGAAGGACCCGCUCUGGGAGAGCCUGCUGGACACCACCACUCACAGGGUGCUGUCGCACAGCGCUGGAGCUGUCCGCCACCUGAUGAGCGUCCCCGGGAGAGCUGGCCAGGACGUGCUCCUCGUGGGAUCUGAGGCCUGCGUGCUGCUGGACGGGCAGGAGCUCACAGCCCGGUGGACGCUUGGCGCGGCCCAGGUCCUGAGAAAACCCAUCCUUGGCCACUAUAAACCGGAUGCCUUGGCCGUGGUCAUCGAGAACGGAACUGGCAUUGACAGACAGAUCCUACUCCUAGACCUCAGCACAGGGAACACCCUCUGGAGCCAAGCUCUGCCAAGCCUCCCUGGGGGGCCGCCUUCCACAAGCCUGCCCACUGCAGACCACCGCUCCGCCUUCUUCUUCUGGGGCCUCCACGAGCCAGACAGCGCGAACGAGACGGGGUCUGGAGCCAGCCGGCACAGUCUGUACAUGUUCCACCCCACGCUGCCCCGUGUGCUGCUGGAGCUGGCCAACGUCUCUGCCAACAUCGUCGCCUCUGAUGUGGUCCUGUUCGAGCCGAGCCGCCAUGCUGCGUACGUCCUCCUGACGGGCCCAGCCAGCUCGGACAGGCCCGGCCUGGUGUCUGUGACCAAACACAAGGUGCGGGACCUCGUCCCUGGCAGCAGAGUGGUCCGGCUGGGGGAGGGUGGGCCGGACAGUGACCAGGCCGUCAAGGACCGGUUCUCCCAGCUGCGGUACCGGAGUGAAGCCUAGGGGGCGUCAGCUGGAGCUCGUAGGAGACACGGCUGCAGCCGCUGCCGGCCCUUCCCUCCGUCUGCUCGCCGACUCCUACGGCCUCCAGGGAGCCGGGACCUUGCGGGGCCCCGGAGGUGCGUGCCUGGGCGAGGGCUCUCGCUGCGUGCCCUGUUUGCCUCACUGUGGUGUCCCACGUCCACUUGGGGCAGAGCAUGGCCCCUGGUGCCCUCACCUUCCUGGCUGCCCCUCAGGAAAGCGGCCAGGACCUGUGCUCCCCAAGUCUCCCUGCAGGAGCCCCCUCCUCUCCUCUGCACUGUCGCACGGGGUGGCCACGGGGUGGCUUGGGGCAGCUGCAGCCCUUCCAGCUUGGUGGGCGGACCCUGGGGCACCUGUGGCCUGGCCCAGGCAGAGCAGGGAUCUGCCCCGGCCCGUGAGGCUGGCUGCUGCUGUGUCCUAAGGAACCGGCCCCCGGCCCUCGGUCCACACUGGAGCUGGGCGUCCUCACGAGGCCCCAGUGCCCCUGGCCUGGUGAGUGCCUCCCCCACCCCGGCGUCCACCUGACACGCCACUCACCUCUGUGCCUUGCUGCCCGAGGCCUCAGGGCAGCUGAUGGCUCUGUGUGGCUCGGCGCCGCCCGGACAGCAGAGCACUCGCUUUGUAGCCAAAGCAGCCGUCACCACAGGAAACCAGAAUAAACGACUUGCACUGUGUGAAAA
Messenger RNA from Oryctolagus cuniculus (rabbit), 2529 nucleotides. It is a transcript of the gene FAM234A, whose product is annotated as family with sequence similarity 234 member A. Gene Ontology annotation, molecular function: protein binding. Gene Ontology annotation, cellular component: cell surface. The record is from RefSeq and is a predicted model, not a curated record. Lineage: Eukaryota; Metazoa; Chordata; Mammalia; Lagomorpha; Leporidae.